AUCUCCGAUUCCAAUACACACCUCACCAACAAAUUUCCAAACUACUUCAGCCUACACACAUCACAAUGUCUGCCGAAUACAAGAACACCAACGUCAACGAGAUCGCCAAGAAGGCUGAGCAGGAACUCAGCAGCGAUAGCGCUACCAAGGGCCACAACGUUGGUCUUUCCACCACCGAAUCCGGCGUCGACACCGCAAACGUAGAGGGCAAGUUCCCUGGCGCAGAAGUAAAAUACGGCUCCGCUGCCAGCGGCGCUGGCAACAACCGCGAGAUCCCGCUCGACGAGGGUGGUUCCAUCAAGGCCAACGGUCAACCUACCAAGGCGGGUGACUUUGCUCACGGAGGUGUCGGCGCACCUGAGGAGAGGAAUCAGACUUAUAUCAACAACAACGGUGGUGAUGACUCCAUCCGGGGGAACAUCAGGAACUAG
Molecule: messenger RNA, 431 nt
Organism: Alternaria alternata
Lineage: Eukaryota; Fungi; Ascomycota; Dothideomycetes; Pleosporales; Pleosporaceae
Exons: 2
Coding region: 66-431 (121 amino acids)
Source: RefSeq, a predicted model, not a curated record